AUGAAGUUUCGGGCGAAGAUCGUGGACGCGGCCUGUCUGAACCACUUCACGCGAAUCAGUAACAUGAUGGCCAAACUUGCCAAAACCUGCACUCUCCGCAUCAACCCGGAUAAGCUGAACUUCAUCCUUUCAGAUAAGGUGGCCAACGGAGGGGUGAACAUGUGGUGUGAACUGGAACAGGAGAACUUCUUCAGUGAAUUUCAAAUGGAGGGUGUCUCAGCAGAAAACAAUGAGAUUUAUGUAGAGCUGACAUCGGAAAACUUAUCUCGAGCCUUGAAAACUGCCCAGAAUGCCAGAGCCUUGAAAAUGAAGCUAACUAAUAAGCACUUCCCCUGCCUUACAGUCUCUGUUGAACUGUUAUCUGUAUCAAACAGUAGUCGCAUUGUGACACAUGAUAUCCCCAUAAAGGUUAUUCCUAGAAAACUGUGGAAGGAUUUCCAAGAACCUACAGUCCCAGAUGCUGAUGUUAGUAUUUACUUACCAGUGUUGAAGACUAUGAAGAGUGUUGUGGAAAAAAUGAAAAACAUCAGCAAUCACCUUAUUAUUGAAGCAAACCUAAAUGGAGAAUUGAACUUGAAAAUAGAAACUGAAUUAGUGUGUGUUACAACUCAUUUUAAAGAUCUUGGAUGUCCCCCAUUAGCCUCUGAAAGUGUUUCUCAAGAUAGAAACCCAGAACAAAUGGCUGAAGUAUGCAUAGAUAUUAAGAAGCUUCUGCAGUUUCUUGCUGGACAACAAGUAAAUCCUACAAAGGCCUUAUGCAAUAUUGUGGAUAAAAGGAUUGUUCAUUUUGAUUUGCUUCAUGAAGAUGUGUCCCUUCAGUAUUUCAUUCCAGCAUUAUCAUAA
Orycteropus afer afer is the source of this 843-nucleotide messenger RNA. RefSeq names its product HUS1 checkpoint clamp component (gene HUS1). Bases 1 to 843 code for a protein of 280 amino acids. The transcript has 8 exons. Gene Ontology annotation, cellular component: checkpoint clamp complex; site of double-strand break; nucleolus. Gene Ontology annotation, biological process: mitotic DNA replication checkpoint signaling; double-strand break repair via homologous recombination; telomere maintenance. NCBI's taxonomy places the organism in Eukaryota, Metazoa, Chordata, Mammalia, Tubulidentata, Orycteropodidae. The record is from RefSeq and is a predicted model, not a curated record.